AUGAAAUAUAAAACUAUAGAAACAAUAAAUUUAUAUUUUUUAGUUCAAUUGAUUUAUUUUAUUUUAAUUUUAUAUAUGACUAUGAAUAUGGAUAUAGAUUAUUACGAAGUGUUGAAUUUGAAAAAACAUUGUUCUUAUGAGGAAAUCAGACGAGCCUUUGGUAAACAAAUUACUAUGUAUUCAUUAAUAAAUCAUAAUAAUGAUUCUCGUUUGAUGAUGUUAUGUGAAGCAUAUGAAGUUUUAUCUAAUUCAUUUAGUCGCACUCUUUAUGAUCAAUAUGGAAUAGAAGGAUUAAAACGUGGGAUUCAAUCGAAAAAUUAUAACAUCAAUCCAUGGAAAUUUAAUGGGAAUGUUUUAACGACAUAUCUUAACUAUCGAGCAAAUAAGAACUAUAUUACUUUUCGGCAGACCUACCCUAACAAGUGUUUGAUACAAUUUAAUAACAGUUUAUCAAAUUACCAUAAAAAUACUGAAAAAUUACUUUUGAAAUUAACUUUAAAUGAAAUAUAUAAUGGAAUAACUAAAACAAUAUUGAUUAAACGACCACAUACGAUAGUUGAUGAUAUUUGUGUAGACGAAACAAAACAUUUAAAAAUAGAAAUACCUAGAGGCAUUUCAACUGAAGAAGAAAUAAUUAAAGAUGUUAUACACAAUGAUACUGAAUUACAUUUUAUCAAAACAACCUAUAUAGCUAAAAUUGAACAAUUACCACAUAAAAUAUUCAAAAGAGAAUAUAAUAACUUAAUUACAAUAAAAAAAGUGUCAUUUAAAGAAUCUUUGUGCGGUAUUAAAUUUAAUGUAAAAACAUUAAGUCAUAAACUUAUUAGAGUUAAUAUAACAAAAGUUAUUGCACCAGAUUAUAAAAAAACAAUUUAUGGAGAAGGCAUGCCUUAUAGAAAUAAUUUGAAUAAGUACGGGAACCUAAUUAUAAAGUUUGAUGUAACUUAUCCAAUAUUUUCAUCUAUUACAGAAAAAAAUAUCUGUGAAAUAUUAGAUUCAUAAUAAUCAUUUUGUAUUAAACAAAAAAUAUUAAAAUUCAAUGUUGAAUAAAAUAUUACUAAGGUAAAACCUGUUUUGCAUUAUUUCUUUUAAAUAAAAAUAAAUAAA
This is a messenger RNA of Daktulosphaira vitifoliae (grape phylloxera), 1107 nucleotides long. RefSeq names its product dnaJ homolog subfamily B member 4-like. Gene Ontology annotation, cellular component: cytosol. Bases 1 to 1002 code for a protein of 333 amino acids. The transcript has 6 exons. The record is from RefSeq and is a predicted model, not a curated record. Gene Ontology annotation, molecular function: protein-folding chaperone binding. Lineage: Eukaryota; Metazoa; Arthropoda; Insecta; Hemiptera; Phylloxeridae.